CGAAAAAAAAAAAACGAGAAGGCCGCUGCUGUCGAAGAUGGUUUGGCACGAGCACUCAGGAAGCGGUGCCUCCUAACUUGAGCUGUGCUUCCUGUGUGAUAACUGACCUAAACAUGUUGCGCUAAGAUGCGCUCUCACACUCUCUCGCCCUCGGAGAAGCUAAGAAAAACAUCAAGAAGCGCAAAAAGCCUCUAAGGUUGGAGGAUUAAUGGGAUUUAAAAUAUGCCGAGAAUUAAUUCCUCAAAGCUAUUUCCUCCAGGAAGCUACUGUAUAGGUCCCAAAACCUGAUUAGUGGCGUGAUCUUCAACAGAAAAGACCUAAAGGUUCAACUCUGACCACAGGACAAAAUUCCGAGCUGCCGUUUCCCCAUUUAAAGUCGAAAAACAUUACUUCCUGUGACAUCUUCUCGUCGUUUUGUACACUCACGGUCACCAUUGAGAUGUCGGUAUCUGGGGUAUGCUCUCCGAUGACCGACUGAGGGUCCACCGCUUCCGCCUGCAGCAAUUCACCGGGCUUUUCAGCCUGGUAAUUGCUUCUGUCUAGAGACAAAAAAAAAACAAAAAAACAUCGUAGUCCUGAGAACUGGGAUGCUAUAGCUACACAGUUCCAUCUACAGGCUUGUUUGGCAUAUUCAGCCAUGUUACAGCAAUCGGAGCUCAUCUUUGACUUCGCCAGUGACCAUGGGAACCUGUCAGGGUUGAGGGAUCACUCUGAUGUGCCUGCUGUGAUCAUGGAACCGCUUCCACAUCACCACCUGCUAGCAUAUUCAGGGUUUUUAUGCGAAGAACCACAGGCAGAGGACCCCCACUUGCUUAAAGUGGAGCCAUGUGAAAGUGGAGACGACGAGACCAUGGAAACACUUAUUGCUGCUGAUUCACUUCUUGACUUGGACUGUUCUGACACUCUAUCGUUAGAGCAACACUAUUCCCAGACCUUCCUGCCAUCGCUGGGUGACGUCAUCACUGCUCCUGUCACUCAGGUGACUGUGUCAGCAGAGGGGCUGGUGGGGGCUGUUGAAGAGCCGGAGUGGCAGUCGUUGCACACAAAUAAUCCUGCAACACAGCUGCAGUCCAAAAAGAGAAGUAGAAAACGACAUCGAAGGGCGGAAUCACCCACCCCUGACAUAAUAGUGAAGAGGAAUAAGUACAAUAAAGGUGGGAACACGCUUUACCUGUGGCAGUUUCUAAUGGAGCUACUACAAGACAGACAAGUUUGCCCCCGCUACAUUAAAUGGACCAAUCCCAAUGCAGGAAUCUUCAAACUGGUUAACUCGAAGGCCGUGGCGAAACUCUGGGGCAAACACAAGAACAAGCCAGAUAUGAAUUAUGAAACCAUGGGCAGAGCACUCAGGUAUUACUACCAAAGAGGCAUCCUUAAUAAAGUGGAAGGCCAGCGACUUGUCUACCAGUUCACGUCACUCCCCGAAGACAUGAUUUAUAUAACAGAUGGCGAUGGCAGCAACGAGAAUGAAGAACAUGACAGCAGUGCUAACGACGAGGGAGCGAGCGAGGACUCCGAUGACAGCACUCUGUCUUCAAGCGACCAAUCAGUGGAGGAGAAAGACGCCGUCCCACAGAAAACUACAUCACUCAGCUCCAUCCAGACCCCGCCUACCCAACCUAGCAGGUCUGCCCGCGACACUGUUUUUCGACCUUCCAACUCCAGCCUCAUCCAGGAGCAGCAUUUGCCCAUCGUGUCUGCUGAGAUGCUGCGUACCCUUCAGAAUCUGCAGAAAGUCCAGUCCCUCCAACCAGCAGGCCACGCCUCGGUGUUUAAAACGGCUCAGCUGCUGGGGAGUCUCUGUGAGCAACAGGCUUCGGCCGACAGGAGGGGUCCUCCGCCGCAUACACACGACGAGGAGUCCCAGCCAGGACCGGAAGCUUUGCAGGUGGAGCCUCCGAAACUGGUGCCUCUUAUUGGCUCUGACGAGUAGAUUACGGAGCCACCCCCCCAAACACACACACACACACACACACACACACACACAUGCAUUGCACUGCACUCCACUGACCACUUCCACUCUGCAAUGUCAGAAAGCAUGUCAUUACUUAAAAGGAAACUGCACUUUGGGGGGGGGGGGUCAGGUCAUCACAGUCCUUAUUUAAGACAUGAACCCAAAUAAAACCCCAAGAGAACACAAACAACGCUCCACCCGCUAACCUUAUAGCAACAUUGUUAUUAACAUUGUUACGCCAAAGAACUAUAUUACUGGUGUAGUGACCCCACACCACACCGGCUAGUGAUUAGCUUCACCACACACUCCUCUCUGUCUGCAAUAAUGAUUGUGGAUCCAAAGAAAGUGCAGUUUUCCAUCAGAUUUGACUGUGUCAGCCCUAUAGCACAGUCGAAAUUAAGCUAAUGUUAUCCCCGUCUUCUGUCAUCAUUCCUAUGUUCGACACGUGACACCAAAGAUAGACACUGGAACCUACAGCGGCUCUGCACACACACACACACACACACACACACACACACACACCUUCCGCUUGCACUUCCAUGCCGCUCUGCCAUUAUUUUAUUUUAUUUUUUUGCGCCUCCCCCCGUCCCCUUGUAUCCUGAAUCAUUCCUCUGCCUUGACAAUGACUUUGCACUAAUGUUUAUCUCUGCUGUAUGUUUCUUCUGAAAGUGCCUGAAUAUCUCAGUCCAUCCUUUUGCCCUCUUUUCUCCUUUGCGAUGGGGGGGGUAUUAAGGGAAACAUUCCACAUUUUUAUGGAUUUUUUUUGUCUUAUGAAUUGAUAAAUCAUAAGGGAUCACUGUUUAGAAUAGUAAUUUAGCACUGCUGCUGAUGGGUAUUGAAGGUAUCUUCAGCAAACUUUUUUUUUGUUUUUGACAAUCAUGAGCAAUCUUGACUUAUUUAGCUACUGUGCCUCCAAUAUUCACACUGCGGCUAUUUACUUAUUGUUUCUGCUAUGCACACAUUGAAGUUAUGUAAGUGCUUCUAUUGAACCUGUAAAGCCUUGAUAUAUUUACUUAUUGUAUAUUUACAAUAUGCCUGUGAAAUAUGCUUGACUUGUGCCUUGUUGCCAUUUUUCUCCCUCAGGUUUUAUUUUUUAUUUUGCACCGACUGUGCAAAAAAUCGACAGUGGCUGGGCCCUUCAUAAUGAAGUAAUGCUAAGUUUUGGUGUGUUUUGAUUCCCAGUUUAUUCCAUUUUUGUUUAUUUACUUAGCCGGCCACCCCAUUCCUCAUAGAAAAUGAACGUACCCUUUCACAAAGUUGCAACUGUGCCUUUGACCUCUGGGAACUUUAUGCAAAAAAAAAUGUUUUGUAUUUUAACAUGAAGUAAGACCUAAUUGGGGGAAUCCUUACUAUUUGCGUUAACUGGAGGUGUAUUGAUACUGUAUGAUUUUUAAUAGAGGGAGAGGUGGCGUUUUCUGUUGCUUUGGGUGGUGUGUUUGCUUUGAUGCACUAAGGAUGUGGUAGAACGCAAGCUUAUGCUCAAGCUAUACACAAUAAAUAUAAUCUUCUCAAUU
Messenger RNA from Doryrhamphus excisus (bluestripe pipefish), 3468 nucleotides. RefSeq names its product ETS-related transcription factor Elf-1-like. Gene Ontology annotation, biological process: cell differentiation; regulation of transcription by RNA polymerase II. Gene Ontology annotation, molecular function: DNA-binding transcription factor activity, RNA polymerase II-specific; sequence-specific DNA binding. The record is from RefSeq and is a predicted model, not a curated record. Lineage: Eukaryota; Metazoa; Chordata; Actinopteri; Syngnathiformes; Syngnathidae. Gene Ontology annotation, cellular component: nucleus.